UUACUGUUUACUUGUUUAGGCCAGGCUGUUUUUAAUAUCCUUGAUGCAAAUGCAAUUCUUAGAUGAAACGCCAAACGCAAUUAUUAAAAUAACGUGCUAUGUAUAAAAGCUUUCUUACAAUUUAAAUGAUACGUUUAGUAUAGAUAGAAUUGUACGUUGUUGAGAAAUAUAAAGAUAGUAUUGCGAAGCUGCUAUAAAAAUGAAUGAAGGCAUGGAUUAUGAAAUAGAGUAUCUGGAUGAAGACGCCGAAUUAGUUCAGCAAUGUGUGCAGCCAAUGGAAGACAAUAAUAUAUUAAAUAAAAUAGCCACCGAUGAUUCUACUUUGCUUAUUGAAGUAGCUGAAAGACCGAAACGAAUUAAACGUAAAUUUGUUGAAGAAGACUCUGAUUAUGAUCCUACAGAAGAUAAAAUAAUACCAAAGUAUCGUUAUAAGAAGAAAUCUAAUACGAGUACACCUGCUUUAUUACCAAAAUUUAGAAAACACAUUCCUACAACACCAAAAUCCAAAACAGAAAGAAAAGAUCCUAGUGACUUAAACACUCGCAGGAAACUAGAUAUUAGAAUACCUGAUUAUGAAGAUCCACUAUGCAUGCCUGUCCGUGCAUUUAAUAAAGAUUUAUCUGAUCUUAAAAGAUUGAGGACUUGGAAUAGUCUGUGUUUGAAACAUUUUGGAUAUCACGAUAUACCCUUUAGGGCAGAUAAUAAGGAGUCGGUGAGUUCUUCAAGGACAGUUGUUCUUCGUAAUUUAUUCAACAAAAUGACAGGCAAGGCUGAGACAACUUUGUGGAGUAAAGUAUUAGUGAGUAAUGAAGAAGGAUUAAAAAAAUCAGAGAUUAUCCAGACUGUUCUGCCAAAAUUCAGGGAGAAGGAGACUCUUAGUAAUGUGGUUUUGUUGCGCAGUAAAAUAAAUACUGUCCAUAUGAGAGAUGAAGUAAUAUUGACAAAGGAACAAAAUAAUGAAGAAGAUACAUUAGUUGUGUAUAAAGUGAGCAAAGCUCUGGCAAUGCUAUAUAAAACAUUUGCUGUGCCUGGUAUGGAAGAAGAUAUGAUGAGAAACUACUUAAGAGAGGUUGCUGUGACUAAGAUGUGUGUGUACUGUUACCAGACGUCAUCAAGGAAUCAUAAUCAGAAGAAUAAUGGAAACAUGAAGUGCUCCGUGUGCGGUAGGGUUUGUCUCAGUGUCUACAACCUUCUGGCUCAUCUCCGCUCUCACGAUGACGCGACCGUGAGGAAGCAUAUCAACAGUAUAUCCUCAACACUUGCUCAGGCUGUGGAGUAUCACUACAGGUGUCGAGUCUGCCAGCAGAAGUCACCCACCAUCACGCAAUUGCGAAACCACAUUAAGACUCAUAAAAUUUCCGAAGUAUUUCACUGCGAGAUUGGGAACCACCUGACUUCAUAGUAUCUGCGUAUGAAAAUAAAUGUUUUUUUAAUUGAAA
Leptidea sinapis is the source of this 1439-nucleotide messenger RNA. RefSeq lists its product as uncharacterized. The record is from RefSeq and is a predicted model, not a curated record. The transcript is spliced from 6 exons. Bases 200 to 1402 code for a protein of 400 amino acids. NCBI's taxonomy places the organism in Eukaryota, Metazoa, Arthropoda, Insecta, Lepidoptera, Pieridae.